Messenger RNA from Angiostrongylus costaricensis, 783 nucleotides. NCBI's taxonomy places the organism in Eukaryota, Metazoa, Nematoda, Chromadorea, Rhabditida, Metastrongylidae. The record is from the annotation of a GenBank genome assembly.
AUGUAUGGCUUUCUGUUCGUUCCGCUUACGUUGGUUGUGCUUCGUGAUCUCGGACAAUGGGCCCUCGUUCACAUCACGAAAAUCUAUGCCCAUCUGUUGAUCAUGUUCAGAAGAGCGCGAGGACAUGAGGAGACCAAGGAUGACGAAAUGAUCAGUCUGCCAAUCAAAUUCUGCAUGGGAAUGAUGUUUGGCUACUUGAUGUUUGCCAGUCUGUUUAUUUACGAGUACGAUGCGCUCUCAGGACCAUCUGGUUCCGGGAUAGACUUUUUCCAUUCAUUCUAUUUUUCUUUCAUCUCGAUGACUACCAUUGGUCUUGGUGACGUCAUGCCAAAUAACGUGACGUUUGCACCCAUCAUUACCGUGGUGUUUUUCUUUGGAAUGCCAAUAUUGAGGGUCGUCAACAGAAGCACAUAUAUUUGUGUAGAAAAUGGAGUAUUUGGCACGAUGACAGUAUUGGAAAACCGGUUAGACAGCUGUUGGACUGGUAUGCAACCAAACGAUUCAGAAGCGCAGCCAGCUCCUCCUCACCCAUCGAUCCAGCGAAGUGACACUGUGGAAAAAACUGGAGAUUCCUCUGACGAGGAAACUCAAGCAGAUCAGUUCCUGAACAACUUCACGAUUCGUUCGAUUGCGACAUUCAUGAGGUCGCAUUCGGACGUGUACGGUGGGGGCUUCGGCCGAGUAAACCUAAGACGAAGCGAUCUGUUGCCGCAAAGUGCCGACGGCGUCCGCUCGAUGUCUGUUUCGUCAGGGAGCCGUCGAACUAGCCAAACUCCUCAUUGA